AUGGCCACUGCAAGGAAUGAUGCUAAGACUGUGGUGAAAUUUAUCAAGAAGAACAUUUUUUCUCGAUUUGGGGUACCUCAAAUCUUGAUCAGUGAUGGUGGUUCGCACUUCUGUAAUACUCAACUUCAAAAGGUAUUAGGUCAAUACCAUGUGAAUCAUAGAGUAGCGUCCCCUUACCAUCCACAAACUAAUGGGCAAGUCGAAGUAUCUAACAGAGAUUUAAAGAAAAUACUAGAAAAAAUAGUGGCAUCAACCAGAAAAGAUUGGUCAGCCAAACUGGAAGAUGCAUUGUGGGCUUACAGAACUCCAACUGGUUUGUCUCCUUUUCAACUAGUGAAUGAAAAAUCAUGUCAUUUACCAGUUGAGAUGGAACACAAGGUAUAUUGGGCUCUGAAAUUUCUGAACUUUGAUGAGAAGGCAUCCAGGGAGCACAGAAAGAUCUAA
Glycine soja is the source of this 444-nucleotide messenger RNA. RefSeq lists its product as uncharacterized. Bases 1 to 444 code for a protein of 147 amino acids. Gene Ontology annotation, molecular function: nucleic acid binding. NCBI's taxonomy places the organism in Eukaryota, Viridiplantae, Streptophyta, Magnoliopsida, Fabales, Fabaceae. The record is from RefSeq and is a predicted model, not a curated record. Gene Ontology annotation, biological process: DNA integration. The transcript has a single exon.